AUGCGAGAGUUGGCGCAAGGCGUGAGUGCCUGGAAGGAGAAAGUGUUGGAUUCGAUCAACGCUGGUCUUUCUGAUAUCGAUCCUCAUACAUCUUGGCAAGCGUUUGUGUCGAAUGGGAACAGACUCAAUAGCUUGCAACCUCAAACCGUCAAAGAACUACCAGAAGGGAUCAUGGACGCUGAGACUGGUCUGCCGGUGGGCCCCAAGGCUUCCUGGGCAGUCGAGAUGUUUUCCAUAGCCGACGCUUCGGGAGAAGAAGGAACACGACAUAUCGAACCUCACGUCACAUUCACCACCCACCCCAACUCAUUUGCUCUUCCCGAGUACCCCACCUUCUCCCACGCCAAGUGGUUCAACAGCAGCCCAAUACCGAACGGCGCUACAUCCUGCAAAGAGGACACCGGUAACCCUGGCUCCCUGUAUAUUUAUACGGUAGGGCAGGAUAUAUCGCUUGCGAUGCAGUAUUCUGGUGUCUUGGCUGAUCUGGCCGGGGAUUGGGGUGAGUCGUUGCUGAAGACCAGAGCGGAGUUGGACACUGGUUUGGGCAAACUUGCGAAAGAUGGUCGAGCGUUUGAGCCUGCUCAACUCGAUGUUUUGCGAGAUCUCGCUGAUGAAGAAGGCAUACUGGAAGAAGCGAAAGGGCCGAUCUAUAAUGCCAUCAAAGAUAUAUGGCUUAGCGUCGAGGACACCCAUCGGGAGGAUCGACACGAGGGAACAGAACGCAUCAGAUCGUCUCUCCAAGACAUGAGCGAGACAUCUCAAGACCUCGCUCAAAGAUGGCUCCACACUGCUCAGUUGGUGAAUACUUUGGACAUUACGCAGUCUCGCAGGGCCAUACUUAACAGGCAAAUGUUUAUGGCUGAAUCUGAAGGUGCUUCUUUGGAGAUCAGCUCUCAGCUUGACAAUGUCGACGAAGAGAUCACAAAACGAAGACCCGCUGUAAAGGAGUCCAAAAAGAGUCUGAGGCAGGCGUUUGCCGAAUACGGGUCGUUACCCAUACCGAACGAUGUGGAAAGUCUUAUAAGUGCUCUGAGAUCUCAAGACGGGAAGGAUAGUAUCGAGGUAGUAGAUCAGAUGGGAGAGGAGCAAGACGACCAGCCGCCCAUGGAAGAAGACGAUAUACACGCCAUUCUAGAAGCUAGUCGCCUCUAUAGGCCUAGAAGUCAGUACAUGGGUCGAAGCGUCUUUGAUAAUCCCACAUGGAGUGAUUUUAGGAUCAUAGAUGAGAACACUUUUCAGUCUACCGUGAGUCCUGUUCUUAUGUCACCCAGAAAUCAACUGAGGCUUCAUCGCCAGCGCGCCGACGGGUAUAUUGAUCAAACGACCUUUGUCAUCGCUCCUCCUGCCGAGCUUGAGCUUGGACGACAGAUUGAGAUCGAUGAAGAAUGCCUAUCUGAUGACUCUUCAGCGGAUACAUGA
Molecule: messenger RNA, 1419 nt
Organism: Cryptococcus amylolentus CBS 6039
Lineage: Eukaryota; Fungi; Basidiomycota; Tremellomycetes; Tremellales; Cryptococcaceae
Exons: 1
Coding region: 1-1419 (472 amino acids)
Source: RefSeq, a predicted model, not a curated record